AAGAGAUGAGGUAAAAACUGAAAUACAAUCUGGCUAAAUCGCCCCUCCUCAACUUCACUCACGUGUGUGUGCACACCCACAAACACACAGAGGAGCUGGCUCGCUCACACACACACACACGCAUCCUGUCGUCUCCUGUUUGGCUCGUCGCUGCUACCUGGAGGGGAAGCAUCAUUUCAUGUGAGAGCUGACAUGACCUUAAGGCAGGUUUAAAGGGAUUUUUAGUGCAAACAUUCUACCUGUUUCGCUCACAUGGAGCCAGUGUUUCGGUCUGUGUGCUGGAGUGGAUGACGCCUGUUGAUCGGCCCAUAGAUGCAGCACUGGUGCAGGGUAAGAGGAAGAGGGACUCGUAUGUCAGAGUUUUAGGAUGGCCAGUGAAGGCUCCACUAUUCCCAGCCCUGUGGUCCGCCAGAUUGACAAGCAGUUCUUGAUCUGCAGCAUAUGUCUGGACCGCUACGAAAACCCCAAAGUACUGCCCUGCCUACACACCUUCUGUGAGAGGUGCCUGCAGAAUUACAUCCCUGCCCACAGCCUCACACUGUCGUGCCCCGUGUGCCGCCAGACCUCGAUCCUGCCGGAGAAGGGUGUGGCGGCAUUGCAGAAUAACUUCUUCAUCACCAACCUGAUGGACGUGCUGCAGCGGGCACCGGACAGCUGCAGCCAGGAGGCCGCCGCUCUCAACAACAUCACCACCGUGGCUACAGGCCAACUCCUCUCCUGCCCCAACCAUGGAGGCAACGUCAUGGAGUUUUACUGUCCGCCUUGUGAGACAGCCAUGUGUCAGGAGUGCACAAGUGGAGAACACGGAGAACACCCGACUGUGCCUCUUAAAGACGUAGUGGAACAACACAAGGCCUCAUUGCAGGACCAGUUAGAUGCUGUCAAGAAGAGGUUGCCAGAGAUCGACUCAGCCCUGCAGACGCUGUCGGAGAUCCUGCAGCAGCUGACCAAUCAAAAGAGCUCCAUUGAGGAUGACAUCCAUACUACCUUUGACGAGUUGCAGAAGACUCUGAAUGUCCGCAAGAGCGUUUUACUCAUGGAGCUGGAGGUCAACUACGGCCUCAAGCAGAAGGUGCUCCAAGCCCAGCUGGACACCCUGCUACAGGGCCAGGAGGGCAUCAACAGCAGCUGUAACUUCACAGAGCAGGCCCUGAGCCACGGCACCGAGGCCGAGGUGCUGCUGGUAAAGAAACAGAUGAGCGAGCGUCUCAUUGAGCUCGCCAGCCAGGAGCUUCCUCUGCAGCCCGGAGAGAACGACCAGCUGGACUUCCUCGUGGAGACAGACGGACUAAAGAAGUCCAUCCACAACCUGGGCACUAUUGUGACUACUAACGCGGUGGCCUCUGAGACUGUGGCUACAGGUGAGGGGCUACGGCAUUGUGUGGUGGGUGUGCCCACUUCUAUCACCAUAACCACUAAGGACAAAGACAGAGAGCUGUGCAAAAUGGGUAACGCAGUCAUCAAGGCUGAACUCUCCUCACCUGAUGGCAGCAAAGGUGUAGGAGAGAUACUGGACAACAAGAAUGGCACCUAUGAGUACCUGUUCACAGCUCCUAAAGAGGGGACUUUUAAUUUAUCGUUGCGUUUAUAUGACCAACACAUCAAAGGAAGCCCCUUUAAGAUAAAGGCCACCAAGUCUAUAGAUGUGUCGCCAACUUCAGACGGCAUGAAGAAGAGGCUGAAGUCUCCAGGCAGCGGUCACAUCAAGCAGAAGGCCAUCAAGAGGCCGGCCAGCAUGUACAGCACAGGGAGGAGGAAAGAGAACCCCAUCGAGGACGACCUCAUCUUCAGAAUCGGCACAAAAGGAAGAAACAAAGGGGAGUUCACCAAUCUGCAGGGAGUGGCUGCCUCCUCUUUGGGAAAGGUGCUGAUAGCAGACAGCAACAACCAGUGUGUCCAGAUAUUCUCAAAUGAUGGUCAGUUCAAAAGCCGUUUCGGUGUCCGGGGCAGGACUCCGGGUCAGCUGCAGCGGCCAACGGGUGUGGCCGUCCACCCGAACGGUGACAUCAUCAUUGCCGACUAUGACAACAAAUGGGUCAGCAUCUUUUCAAGUGAAGGCAAGUUUAAGAACAAGAUCGGCUCCGGGAAGCUGAUGGGCCCUAAAGGCGUGUCCGUGGACAGAAACGGCCACAUCAUCGUGGUCGACAAUAAGUCCUGCUGCGUCUUCAUCUUUCAGCUCAAUGGCAAGCUGGUCACCAAGUUCGGUAACCGUGGCAACGGUGACAGGCAGUUUGCAGGUACACUCAAUGGCCCUCACUUUGCUGCUGUCAACAACAACAAUGAAAUCAUAGUGACAGAUUUCCACAACCACUCAGUCAAGGUGUUCAACACAGAGGGAGAAUUCUUGCUGAAGUUUGGCUCUAACGGCGAAGGCAACGGCCAGUUCAACGCCCCCACAGGAGUGGCAGUGGAUGUCAAUGGAAACAUCAUAGUGGCAGACUGGGGCAACAGUAGGAUACAGGUGUUUGAUGGCAGCGGUUCGUUCCUGUCCUACAUCAACACAUCUGCAGACCCGCUGUAUGGCCCACAGGGACUGGCUCUCACCUCUGACGGACAUGUUGUGGUUGCAGAUUCCGGCAACCACUGCUUCAAAAUCUACCGCUACCUGCAGUAGUAGCAGCUCUUCUCUCUCAGCGCACAAACUGUACAGUGUAUAUAUAUAUAUAUACUCACAUGCACUCAUUAGUAUGGAGUGACUGCACUUCAUCCGCUCACCUAUUCAUCCUUCGUGCUAUCGUCGUGCCAUCUGUUUGACUGUUCUCCACCCGUGUGUCUGUGGCAUCACUUCUGACAUUGAAGAAACAACAGACGUGAAUAUUUGUGGUUUGAAUGAAGUGUGAGGAUAUAUGAUAUUCACAGACGGCUGCUGCUGAUUGGUUCUUUGAGGAGUCACACAUAACCUUGUUAACGUUCCAUCUUAACUAUGCUGAUUUCAAAAAUAAAACUUUAGUAUUGUAUAUAUGUUAGACCUUUUGAUUGGUUGUGAUAUGGCAGGAAAACUGGAAAAUAAUGCCAUUGCACUUGUUCUUAAAAAUACUGGUUGGACACUGUGUUAAGUGAAGCUGUACCUUAGUCACCUGAAACAUAAUGGGUAUUCUAUUUAUAGUUCCAGUCACUGCAACUUCCUGUUAAAUGCUCUUAGGAGUCUUCACAUUUUGCCUGUUCACUAUAAAAGAAAAAUCUUCCACCUACUGUAGGUAGCAGGGUAUUUUAGAGCAUGAUUAAGCAUCUCUGUGCAUGCUGUUUUUACUGAGAACCACCAGAAAAGCUACUGUGCACUAUAUAGAAAUCUAUUUCAGGCUGAUACUUAACUACAUCAACAGAACUUUAAACUGAAGCACUAUUUCACUAAUACUUCUACCUGUAUGUGAAAAUGACUAGUUAAUGUUAUAUGUCAACACACACACACGUGGUUAUUGAAGUAUGCUGAUAACUUCAUUUAAUUGGUUUUACAGAAAACAGAGUGUUUGUGUGUGCAAGGUGAGUGUGAUUACGUGAGUGUGUUGUGAUCAAUUAAGGUACCAAACAAAAGCCACUUGAUAUGUCGACUUACAAUCUGCCGUGUGUUCGUGCACGCAUGUGUGUUGUGUCUGAAGCCUCUUGACAUUCUGACUUACAAUCUGCUGUGAUUACGUGCAAACCUCUUUGUUGCAGAAUUGGAGUAAAUAUGAAAAUGCCGAAAAUAAACUCGGUAGGGUGCAUCAGCCCUCGCUGAAGGGGUUCGUUCAUCAACGACAGCAUCAGACACACCUGCAGAACUGUGAUCACCUUCACUCCUUUCCAUGUGCUCUUAUGUCUUUCAAAAAAUAGAACUGGUAGAGCUACUAACAAGUUGUAUUUUAUUUAGUAAAAACAAUUUGCCUAUCCUCUGAAAAAGAUGAAAAAUGUAGUUCAACAGUUGAGGGGUAUGUUGUAAAAAUGCACUGUGCUCCUAUUAGAAAGCCUUAGUCGAAAUCUGUUUGUCUUCAAGCACAGUUUUCAUUAACUUGUCCUGAAUUUGGUCAUCCAUUUUCUACACAAUCCUGUUAAAUUAUUUGUUUUCCAUUGUCUUGUUUAUAUUUGUAAUGCCAAAUGGAAUUAAAGUGCCCAUAGUAAAGAA
Dicentrarchus labrax (European seabass) is the source of this 4099-nucleotide messenger RNA. It is a transcript of the gene trim2a, whose product is annotated as tripartite motif containing 2a. The transcript is spliced from 12 exons. Gene Ontology annotation, biological process: protein polyubiquitination; negative regulation of translation; proteasome-mediated ubiquitin-dependent protein catabolic process. The record is from RefSeq and is a predicted model, not a curated record. Gene Ontology annotation, molecular function: translation repressor activity; ubiquitin protein ligase activity; protein binding. The coding region runs from base 368 to 2614 and encodes 748 amino acids. Lineage: Eukaryota; Metazoa; Chordata; Actinopteri; Moronidae.